AUGGCACGUCCUGUACAAGAUGCGAUACUAUUGAUGGGCGAUUCCAUCACCUCUCGACAAGAUGUACCAUUAUCCCUAUAUGCACGAUUGUCCGAGGUCUACAGGCGCCAUAUGGACAUCUUGAACCGUGGACUUGGCGCUUACAACACUAGGUUCUACCUUCCACUCCUUGACCAAUUCCUUUUACGUCGAGAAGAGUCAUCCCAUCCGCAACACAUUCGAUUGGUCACUAUAUGGUUCGGAGCGAAUGACGCGGUGUUACCUGAAUUCCUACAACACGUACCCCUUGAAGAGUACAUAAACAACCUAGAUUCUAUCUUGGCUCUCCUCACUUCAAAGGAAUCCCCCUAUUCAGUUGCUCAUGACGAUGGUCCGCUGAACAUAGUAUUGGUAACCCCUCCUCCUGUGUAUCCUGAAAUGAUGGGAGACGCAGAUUUUGCCGGACAGAGGAACAUGAACAAUACAAGGAGAUACGCGGAGGCUGUUAUGGCACUCGGGCAAAAGUGGGAGGAGAAGGAACUGUCCAGCAAAGGGAAAUGGAAGUUGCGAACAGUGGAUAUGUUCCAAGGGAUUUUACAAGCAGCUGGAGGGGAAGGAGAACCGCUGAGACCGUACUUCACAGACGGGCUGCACCUUUCCACUUUGGGAUACAAUCUACUUUGGGACAGGCUGUCCAGUAUGAUUGACAAUGACUUCAAAGGCCGAGGUCUCUCCCGUUUAGAUUCAGAUUUCACAGUCCCCGACUGGUCGAUUCUCGAUCACACUAACCCUCGCAGCGCAGUAGACAAGAUGAAAGGCUCGUAUAAAAGAGUAUGA
Messenger RNA from Kwoniella shivajii, 816 nucleotides. RefSeq lists its product as uncharacterized. Bases 1 to 816 code for a protein of 271 amino acids. The record is from RefSeq and is a predicted model, not a curated record. The transcript is spliced from 5 exons. NCBI's taxonomy places the organism in Eukaryota, Fungi, Basidiomycota, Tremellomycetes, Tremellales, Cryptococcaceae.